This is a messenger RNA of Arachis duranensis, 756 nucleotides long. RefSeq names its product protein DCL, chloroplastic. Bases 99 to 602 code for a protein of 167 amino acids. Gene Ontology annotation, biological process: chloroplast rRNA processing; chloroplast organization. Gene Ontology annotation, cellular component: chloroplast. The record is from RefSeq and is a predicted model, not a curated record. The transcript is spliced from 3 exons. Lineage: Eukaryota; Viridiplantae; Streptophyta; Magnoliopsida; Fabales; Fabaceae.
AUUCGGACGAAAAUGAUAUCGAACUUGAAGAAGGAACCACACUGCUGAUUGAGACUUUCACUUUCACGUAUUAAUCAAUUAACCCGAAAAUUUCAGCUAUGAGAAAUUCUUCUCCUUUUAAUCUUCUUCGCCAUUUUCUGCUUCAUCGGCACCUUCGCUUCACUCUUGCGCCGCCUCAGCAUCGAGCGUGGUGCACCGCCGCCACACCGACUACAAACCCGGACCACCUGUGGAAGGAGAAGGAAGAGGAGAUUUUGAGGGACAUUGAGCCUGUGGUUACACUAACCAAAGAUAUUCUUCACUCUCCAAGGUACAAGGAUGGGGCACAAUUGACUGUUGAAGAUCAGAAAAUUGUAGCGGAGAUGAUUCUUCCAUACCAUCCAUAUUCUGAAGAUAAGAUUGGAAGUGGUAUAGAAUCCAUUAUGGUUGAUCGUCAUCCUCAUUUCAGACAAUCAAGGUGCCUUUUUGUUGUAAGAACUGAUGGUGGCUGGGUUGACUUCUCGUAUCACAAGUGCAUUCAGGAAUACAUUAGAAAUAAGUAUCCAACUCAUGCAGAAAGGUUUAUUCAAGAGCAUUUUAAACGUAGAAAAUUAAUUGUGUAAUGUAAUGUAAUUGAACUCGAUUACUUAAUAUCUGUGGUAAUGUGACUACUUUUGCAACUGCUUCAUUUCCAUUUUCCUUUUUGUUCUCCCCAUUGUUCAGUGACCUACUUAGUCUUAUUGAUUGUCAAUGGUAGUUGAUAACCAUUGACUGGGA